AUGCGACGACAGACCGACGAGAUGCCCUACCAGUGCCAGUUGUGCCACCGGCGCUUUGCACAGUCGGAUGUUCUGCACAUGCACAUGGCCAUGCACUUGGGCCAGAAGUCGCACCUGCGUGAGCACUGCGGCAAGGCAUUCCGGCAGUACCCACAGAUGGACCUGCACAUUCAGCGGCAUCAGGGGCUGCCCCAUCACUCCUGCAACAUCUGCCCCUCAAAGUUCCUCACCAAGGCUGCCAUGCUGCGUCACGAACGGACACACACAGAACGCCCUUAUGUGUGUACUCAGUGUGGAAAGAAAUUCACGCGGCAGCCGCCACUCAAUGAGCCCACCAACCGACACUACGACAUCAAGCCUUUCGAUUGCAAGUACUGCGACAAGACAUUUGCUGAUGUGUCGGCGUGUUAUAAGUAUACCAAGCUUUACUUCAUGACAGAGAAUGGAGAUAAUAACGGAUGUGCUCAGAACGCCAUGAAAACGACUGAGGCACGCAUUCCACCACUCCUUGGGACUGCCCUGCAGGCUGCGGGGAGCGCAGUUACCGGCUUCUGCUGCCGAAUUUAG
Dermacentor andersoni is the source of this 567-nucleotide messenger RNA. The record is from RefSeq and is a predicted model, not a curated record. NCBI's taxonomy places the organism in Eukaryota, Metazoa, Arthropoda, Arachnida, Ixodida, Ixodidae.